CAGUUCAACUCUGUGACCAUCGCCUAUGACAUCUCCCUGAUCAAGCUUUCCAGUCCCACCACCUUCACGGACCGCAUAUCCCCCCGUUAUGUCUUGCUUCCGUCAAUGAGGUCUUCAAUGCAGGAGAAAGAUGCGUCACCACCCGGAUGGGGACAAACCAAUGGCGCCAUACAAAAUGGUUCAACUAAGCUCCAGCAGGCAUCGCUUCCUCUUCUGGCCAUCACUGACUGCCAGAGAUACUGGGGAUCCAGAAUCCAACCCACCAUGAUCUGUGCUGGUGCCUCCGGCGUCUCCUCCUGUCAGGGUGACGCUGGUGGACCCCUUGUGUGCCAGAGGAACGGAGCUGGACCCUGGCCGGUAUCGUGUCCUGGGAAGUUUCCCUGCUCUGUAUAUAGCCCUGUGGUCUACUCCCGCAUCACCGCUCUCAGAUCCUGGCUGGACCAGACCGUGGCCGCUUACUAA
This is a messenger RNA of Staurois parvus, 462 nucleotides long. The record is from the annotation of a GenBank genome assembly. NCBI's taxonomy places the organism in Eukaryota, Metazoa, Chordata, Amphibia, Anura, Ranidae.